GGGCUACUUUCAAAUUUGAAUCAACAGAUGAAGAUAAAAGAAAGAAACUCUGCGAAGGCAUAUUUAAAGUCCUGGUAAAGGAAGUCCCAACAACGUGUCAAGUGUCCUGCUUGGAAGUACUCCGUAUUCUCUCCAGAGACAAAAAGAUUUUAGUUCCAGUAACAACUAAGGAAAAUAUGCAGAUACUGCUGAGACUAGCCAAGCUAAAUGAGUCAGAUGACUCUUUGGAGAAGGUGUCUGAGUUCCCCGUUAUUGUGGAAUCGUUAAAAUGUCUAUGUAACAUAGUGUUCAACAGUCAGAUGGCACAGCAGCUCAGCCUGGAACUUAACCUUGCCGCAAAGCUCUGUAACCUCCUGAGAAAGUGCAAGGACCGAAAAUUUAUCAGUGACAUAAAGUGCUUUGACUUGCGCUUGCUCUUCCUCCUGUCACUUUUGCACACCGACAUCAGGUCACAAUUGCGCUAUGAGCUCCAGGGACUACCGCUGCUAACCCAGAUCUUGGAAAGUGCCUUUAGCAUCAAGUGGACCGAUGAGUAUGAGUCGGCCAUAGACCAUAAUGGACCUCCUCUCUCACCUCAGGAGACAGACUGCGCCAUCGAGGCUCUCAAAGCUCUCUUCAAUGUGACAGUAGACAGUUGGAAGGUGCACAAAGAGAGUGACUCUCAUCAGUUCCGUGUCAUGGCAGCUGUCCUUCGCCACUGUUUACUAAUCGCAGGUCCAACUGAAGACAAAACAGAAGAGCUGCACAGCAAUGCAGUCAACCUUUUAAGCAAUGUUCCGGUCUCUUGUUUGGAUGUUCUCAUUUGUCCAUUAACCCAUGAAGAAACAGCCCAAGAGUCGACGACUCUAGAUGAACUGCCCAGCGAUAAAACAGCUGAGAAAGAGACAGUUUUGAAAACCAGUGCUGUGGUGUACAAUGGUAUGAACAUGGCCGCCAUUCAUGUCUUGCUCCAUUUUAUGGAGAAGAGGAUAGACAAGGGAAGCAGCUAUAGAGAGGGUCUAACUCCAGUUCUCAGCUUGUUAACGGAAUGUUCCCGAGCCCACCGAAACAUCAGAAAAUUCCUGAAAGAUCAGGUUUUACCACCCUUGAGGGAUGUCACAAACCGACCAGAAGUUGGCUCAACCGUGAGAAACAAGCUGGUGCGCCUCAUGACACAUGUUGACCUUGGCGUCAAGCAAAUCGCUGCUGAAUUCCUUUUUGUCCUUUGCAAAGAGAGAGUGGACAGCCUGCUGAAAUACACUGGCUAUGGGAAUGCCGCAGGACUGUUGGCUGCCAGGGGCCUCUUGGCUGGAGGAAGAGGAGAUAAUUGGUACUCAGAGGACGAGGACACAGACACUGAAGAAUACAAAAAUGCAAAACCAAACAUUAAUCUUAUCACUGGUCAUUUAGAGGAACCAAUGCCAAACCCCAUAGAUGAAAUGACAGAAGAACAAAAAGAAUAUGAAGCCAUGAAACUUGUCAACAUGCUUGAUAAACUUUCCAGAGAGGAGUUGCUUAAACCAAUGGGACUAAAACCUGAUGGGACAAUAACGCCUUUGGAGGAAGCACUCAACCAGUACUCUGUCAUCGAAGAGACCAGCUCUGACACAGACUAAAAGCAUCACCUGCUCAACUCUCAAUAUUGCUUUUAUCAGCGUCUUUUCUCUGUAGCUCCAGGGGAAUCUUUUCUCUAAAACAUUUAUGCCCUUGCUUUGGCUAGAAACACAUUAACUGGUUUCCUCCUUGAGAAUCCAGCAUAUGUAAGAGGCGAUCCUGUGUGUUACGAUACUGAGGCAUUCGUCCCGAGCUGCGGUCAGACGACUAAGGGACCAGAGGCAGAGCAGCGUGGCCCAUCCUGUCAGGGUGGGUGAAGGACUUCACUCUGCGCGGCAGCCUGGCUGAGUCUGCAGAUCUCUUUGCCGAGGUUCUAACAGCGGAUCUGGCCUGUCCUUCCUCAGGCUCGCCCGGGGCAGCCCCUUCCAAAUGCCUCAGCCGCCAGAGGCGCGUGCGAGUUGGAUGAGCUGGUCAGGGAGGGCUGAGCAAGGGGCUCUUUAGAUCGGACCGACUGAAUGGAAGCCGGGCAGCUGCUCCGUCAAUCUAGCCCCAUUCUUCAUUUCAGUUUUAUAAAAAUUCAAAAACACACACACACACACAUGCACUCGGAGCCCCACACUUAACAGACUGAUCUCACCCUAAAUGUCUGUACGUCACUUACCAGAAACUGCAGAUAUACCCUCCCUAUAAAGAGUUACGGAUGAUGGUUUGCAAAUGCCUAUCUCUGACGUACGAGCACUGUACCGCAGAAUUGACCUCCAUCUGUACCAUGGCAUGGGGAGCACACACUCUGAGGCAGAGCCUCAGGUGCCGGGAACCGCACCACCUCCGUCUGGAGAGGGAAUGGGGACCCCCUGAGUAAUGGGGCGGGGGUCAGCAGCACCCAUUUGUACAUAAAGGUCAUUCAUCUGUCAUGUGUUUCAAACUGGGGUCAGCGUGUGUGUGUGUGUGUGUGUGUGUGUGUGCGCGCACUCACAUGUGCGCUACCUUUCUACCAGAUGUGAUCAGUUAAAUGGUAACUUUAUUUAUUUAAAAAAAGAAACAGUUACCAUUAAACUGAUUGAGGCUGUUCAUUUUUACCGUUAGAAUUGGUCAUUUGAAGUAGAAACGCACUUAUACAACAGACAGUGGGCCUAGUAGAUGGAUAGCUAAAGUUGAAAAGGGUUGGUUUCCUUUUGUAUGUACGUAUGUGUGUGGGGACACAGACACACAUACGUACACACACACAGAUAAUGUGCUUAACCACUGCCUUUAAAACUUUAAAUAAAACAUUGGGGUUCAUUCAAUGUAGACAUCUGUGUGUUUCUUUGUAGGGCUGAGCAGUAAGUAGUCUGCAGUCCGUGCUUUUCAGAAGUCCGUUUCGUCUGUCCUCCCAUUUGUCCUCAUGAUAGUCUUUAAAGACAGGUAAGGUAUAGGAGGGAUUAGUGACAGAGCCAGGCACCCUGAAGUUUCUCCUCUGGCAAAUCGUAGGUCCGGAAUCGGGUCUCCUGAUGCCUUUGAGCAGCCGAAGAGACCUCCACUCACAGAUCUUCAAGAAUACCUUUGGCCUCUGCUAAAAUGUGCAUACAUUUCUAGAUCCUGAGGUAUCUGGCUUUCUAGCCAAAAAAAGGUUGUUGAAAACUAGAUGUUAAACUGUUCAAGGCCUAGCAAAUCAGGGCUGUCUGCUUACUAAGGAAUGCUGUAGUUGGCCCAGAAAAUACAUCUUUAAUUAUUUGACCUAUAACCUAAGGAAGUCUCAUAAGGAUGGCCCUUAUCAUGAUGAGUUUCUUGUUUAAAGGAAUAAGUGAAACCCUUACUUAAUAAGAAUACUUUAUAAAAGGCUGGAAAGAAUAUACAUUUUAGAAUUUUCAUGCAAAAUAGUUGGAGACAUUGUGGGGUAACCCAUGUUUUAACCAACAGCAAGUAAAAUGGAACUUGGCAAUUAAUCAUUUUAAAUAAAUGAAAAAAUAGGAAAAAAGAAUGUAGGUAUUUUUAUUUCAUUCUCCAAAUGCAUUUUUAAAGUAUUUUUAUAAUUUCUACAGUCAUAGCUUUGGUAUGCCUGUCAGCCUACGUAAAGAAAUGCAUCUAGACUGUGCUGCUGGCUCUGUGUGAGAAGUUCUCCGCUCUGCUUGCAUUGAGUUCUGUUUCAUUUUACCUUUUUUAAAGAGGAAAAACUGGCGGGGAGAGACUAUGAGGGUGGCCUCACUUGGCACAUGGAAAGAGAAUGUACGCUCGGUGCGGGCCCCUCCAUGUUCUAUCCUGGAGCCUCCAGGGACCGCUGUGAGUUCCCCAGUCUCAUGGCCAGCAGCUCCCAGUUCUGGGGGCCUGACACACACACCCCACCCCCGCCCCCAUGCCACACACCUGGACCACAUGUGCCUCCCUAGGCCUUGAAGUGCAGGGACCAGCGUGGGCUUGGAGGGCGGUCAUUCUCGGCCAUCUUAAGCAAUAACCAUUCCAGCACAAAGAGGCAAAAGAGACCUAAUCAGGGAGGCAGCCUGGAGGGUGAGGAACUCACUCGGCUAGCACGGGCUUUCAGUGAAGACCUGGACCUCUGCGGGGCAGGCGAGGGGCACGGGCUCCCCCGGCCAGCACACUUGCAGGCCUCUCUGCCAUGGCCCGACUCACCUUGGAAGUGAAGGCUGAAAGAACAUGUCCUGCAGUAAGGCUUUUGGGUAAUAGGUGAUGAGGAACAGCCCGGACGGUGGCACUGACCGGCCCUCCGUGGAGACAGCUGAAGCCGCACAAGUGACUUCAGACCACUAGGACAGCAGCAGUCUUCCCGCCGCCCCAGACUGGGAGUCACUGCAUGACUUCUGUUUAUAAAAGUGUGUUCACUGUGGAAAGCUUGGAAAAUACAGAAAGCAAAAUUUGCCCCAAAUCCCACCACUCUGAGGUUAUCACUGUUAGUAUUUAGUGUACUCCCUUCUUGUAUUUUUCUAUGCAUAUAUAAUUUAUUUUACUACAAGAUUGAGAUCAUGCUGUAUUUACAGAUUUGUAUCCUGCUUUCUUUAACAAUUGUGAG
This is a messenger RNA of Fukomys damarensis (Damara mole-rat), 4537 nucleotides long. RefSeq names its product RIC8 guanine nucleotide exchange factor B (gene Ric8b). The transcript is spliced from 9 exons. NCBI's taxonomy places the organism in Eukaryota, Metazoa, Chordata, Mammalia, Rodentia, Bathyergidae. Gene Ontology annotation, molecular function: guanyl-nucleotide exchange factor activity; G-protein alpha-subunit binding. The record is from RefSeq and is a predicted model, not a curated record. Gene Ontology annotation, cellular component: plasma membrane; cytoplasm. Bases 177 to 1595 code for a protein of 472 amino acids. Gene Ontology annotation, biological process: G protein-coupled receptor signaling pathway.